Molecule: messenger RNA, 1143 nt
Organism: Suillus clintonianus
Lineage: Eukaryota; Fungi; Basidiomycota; Agaricomycetes; Boletales; Suillaceae
Exons: 3
Coding region: 1-1143 (380 amino acids)
Source: RefSeq, a predicted model, not a curated record
AUGGAGAAUUUUGUGGAUGUGGCUCUCUCCGUUCCACCCUAUAAGAUCCCGCUCCUUCCUCUUCUUCCUUCCUCAUCGUUAACCACCAUCCUUUCACCAGUCACCAUGUCUACCAGCUUCUCUUUUGCCGUCGCCGUCGAUCCCGUCAUCGAGAAACUGCAGCGCGAGUUCACAGCCAUUAGGGUGCGUUUGGAUGGUGAAACGGCUUCCAUCCCGGACGAGUCUGAGGGAUUGGAGGAAGAGCGGAAGGAUUGGAUCGUGCGCUGGCAGACAUUUGUGAAGGAUCUGUCCGAGUGCACGGGUGCCCUGCAAGCUAAGGGCAUCCCGUACACCUUCACGCCUGAAGAGGUUGCCAAGGGCGAGACCGGCAACACCACCUGUGCCCGCUUCGUCGCUGAAGUCAAGGCGGCGGACGAGGAUCGUGCGCGCAAGAGCGCUGAAGAGGAUCGUGCACGCAAGAGUGCGGCCGAGGCUCUGAAGACACCCGUGGUCGAGGGUAAGCCGGUGGAUGAGGAAGGGCAAGCAACUGUGCGCGCCCCACGUUUGGAGAAGGGGAAGGGCAAGAGGACUGCUGAGGAUGUUGAGUCCGAGGUAGAGGACGUGACGGACAAGGAGAUCAGGGUAAAGCGCCCUCCCGUUGGUCGCAUGACCCCAUACAACCCUGCGAUCGGCAAACCGUCUCCCCGGCACGCCGUUCGUUGCGGCAAGUGCACGCUCAUCAAACGCGAUUGUUACGGCUUUCCGGGCGUUUCUUGCGACAGCUGCAAGAAGUUGAAGGUCGGCUGUACCCACUCCAAGGGUAAAGGCAAGAGCAAGAAGCGCCGUAUUGAUACACCCCCUCCCAUUCCUUCCGGCUCCCGCGCUCGUUCGUCCGGGCGCGCUCGCAACUCUGCGGAUGACGCCACUACCGCCCCUUCCAUCGAUCCGGAACCAGAGGCCGAAGAAGAUGCAGACGGGGAGGAGGAGGAAGAGCUAGGUGCGGUUCCCAGUCUGGCUCAUUCUGGGUUGGAGGAUGAAGAGAUUGUUAUCCGCGGUGAGAUCCGCCACCUCCGCGCCAAGGUUUUCCAGGCCAAUGCCCUCUUAAUGGAGGUGGCCAACGGCUUAGAUCUCUUAGAGUACCGUUUAACCCGCAAGCAGGAUUAG